AUUGGUGGAUAACUCUCCUAGUAACCAGCACCAACAACUGCUAUCAACAACGAAUGCAAGGCACAUGAGAAUCGAACAAACUCAUCGCAAGAAUCUUAACCGACGUACAAAUUGAACUGAGAAAAAAACCUCAAAAACGGUAGCUGAAUGUAUGGUUCUCACGAAUACAUGAAGCAAACCCGGUUUUCACCCUCCCCUCAUAAUGUGGAAAUAAGGGUAUUCCAAUCAACACCGACCUACGAUGGAUCAAGAGGGGAGCCAGAGGGGGCAGAGAGGCAAGCUUGGCUCGGCCCCUGAAGAGACCCUGGAUGAAUAUUUAAUCACCCUCCAGCAGAAAAACAGGAUACUAAAGAGGCUGAAAAUCAAAGACCAAAAGGAGAUAGAUCUGGAGAGGUUGGAGCAAGGUUUCUCCAUCUAUCUGAACGGGGCGAACGCCGAAGCUAGCAGACAGCAUAAGAGACCCAGCCAGAGGUCUUUCACCUCUCCACCGCCCGCAUCCAGAACGACACACACUGCUGAUUCCUUGAGAAGACACGCGUCACAGAGAGCUGAGGACGGCGGCGUCGGAGAUCUAGAGCAGGCCCAACGCCAGAGGAGCCGCACUGCCCCGGGAACAGUACAGAGGAGAGAAUGGGUCCAGCAGAAUUCGUUCAAUAUCCGAGCGGAAGAGGGACCCUGUUUGCGAGUUUCCCCGGAAAAGCGCUAUUCUGAGGAUUUUGAGCCGUACGAGAGCGCUGGCAUGGAGGUAGGAACUAGGUCCAGCUCCCGCUCCCCUCACAGUUCCCAUGACGCCUGUAAGGUGUCACACUCUUUUAGCCCCCGCGCAGACAGCCGAGGGAGGCAGGCCAACCCUGAACACAACGAGCGUGUACUGCUCAACAUUGACGAGGUCAAGGUGUUGCGGCGGAGCCUGGAGGUGAACAUGCGGCGCAGCAGCCGGGGGUCGGCAGGGGAGGAGUCGGAGGAGGAGUGGGUGGAGGAGCAGAUUGAAAGGGACGAGAGCACAGAGAGUCUGGAGGAGCUGGGCCUACCUCCGUCCUCCACCAAGGCCUCCACCUCCUCCAGCUACCCACGGCCCUCUGACUCCAUGGGCUGUCAAGCAGAGCCUGCAGACCUCAUCGUACUGGACUUUGGGCCGUCUCCUAAAGGGCGUAAGAUUGAACGUUCUCUGUCCGCUAAGAGGAAAGACAACAUGGAGGCCUAUGUUCCCACCAAGCCCAUGUUGGUAAAGAGCAAAACCCUUGAUAGGCCACCCUCCAAGGAGAGCAGGGAUUCUCAAAGGCCAAAGAGUCGUUUAGAGUGCCCACUGUCUGCUGCCAGGAAGGUGUCUUGUGAGGAUAGGGACCCAGAGGAGACAGCCUGCAGGGUGCUCCAGGCCCUGCAGAGAGAGAACAGCCCGCUACAGGAACCCAGGAACUUCAGCCACAACAUGUCGAGGGGACACCAGAUGAUGAACGGCUCGCUGCGAGAGGACAUCAGGGACCGAGAAGAGAGCAGGGUGACCAGGGCCAUGCAGAGAAUCACCCUCAUGGGCACGAGGCAACAGCAUAAGCUCCUGAAAGCCCUGGAGAAGCUGGAGGAGGACUCGAACUACCGCAUCCCCCAGCCGGUGAAGACGGACAACAGCCCUGCACUGAGGAGGCAGGCCUCGGCUGAGGUGACACCCACCCUGUACGUCACCAUGGAGAUCCUGUCCAACUGGGGGAAUGACAGACAGGUGGGACUGACAGAGAUGCAGUUUCUCUGUCAAAGGAACAGGAAACUGUACGUGUCACCUCAUGACCUGGACAUCAGGAAUGCAGAUUACCCCGGCAACCUGGGGGCCCUGGUCAAUGGAAAAGCUAAGACCACAAAGGAGCGUCACAUGUGGACGUGCCCGUUCCACCCCCCCAUCCAGCUCUACUUCAUCAUCAGGAACGCUGAGCGCUCUCCAGACUUCGGGAUAUCCCGGGUCAAGAUCUGGAACUACAACAGGGGCCUCAGUGACCUGGACAUAGGCGCACGCCACGUGAAGCUUUACCUCAACAGCACUCUGGUGUUUGAGGGAGAGCUGGAGAAAGGCUGUGGCAACCAGGUGUUUGACUACAGCACCACCAUCGACCUCCAGGCACUCCACAUCCCAGAGUCCUUUUCUCCCAGCCCCGUGUCCUCCGGCCACAGUCUGAGGGGCGCCAGCCCGCAGCGUCAUGACGACGCUAGGGGGGCGGAGGGGGGCAGCAGCCAGCGGGACCUAGACUUCAGACUAACAGAGGGGCCGGGCCUGGUUAGAGUAGAAAUGCAGGACAGAACACACACUCCACUCCCCCCCAUCACCCCCACCACCUCCUCCACCCUGUACUCUGUCCAGCGGAGAAACUCCUUCGACUUCCCAUCAGAGGAACCCCUCUGUCUUAAACAGCAGCCGGAGCACACAACCGCCGCGGCCCCCAUGGAGCUGACCGUCACCACCCAGCCCUCCUCCUCCUCCUCCAGGACUCCCCAGUGGCUCCAGCCCCUGAGCAGGGGCGCUCCGGAGGGCUGCGAGGGUGGACGGGAGAGGGACCGGCCCCUGUGGCUGGUACCCCAGCAGUCUCUGGAGCCCAAACCCCCCGUGGCGCCCCCCUCCUCCUCCUCAGUGCUCCCCGAGCUGUCCUGUAACCCAGGGAGGGUGUGCAGGGGCAUGGAGCGGAGCCUGAACGGGGGUCAGUGGAGUGCAGACUCCCUGGAGCAGGGCCCGGACCUGCUGGAGGAGCUGGGCGAGCGGCCGGCCCAGGACAGGCCCGUGAGCGGACGCAGGAGCUCGGCCCGGAACGUCUGUGGGAGCGGGAGACCAGCAGAGGAGCAGCACCAGGGAGCGACUGGCCUGUCCUGUACUGACGAGCCCAUGUCCCUAGUGCGGAGACAGCGCCCGCCCAGGGCACAGCUCCGCAGCGCGCAGGAAGACACCCUGAUGGAAUCCUGGGACUCGCUCACCAAGUUCAACCAGUGCCAGCGAGGACGCAUCUCCAACAUGGGCUUCGAGGGCGACAUCUUCGACGAGUUCCUCCAACGCCAGGGACGGAUCGCGGCCGCCGGCACGGCCCUCAACCCCCCCCGUAGCCCCUCCGGCUCCAACCCCCACGGCGCCCUGCCGGACGACCCCGAGGAUGACCCGUCUGCUGAGCCUGAGCGAGAGGAGGAGUUUGAGAUCCCGGUCCUGCCCCAGGGCCAGCGACUGGUCGUCCACAUCCUGUCCACCUGGGGCGACCGCCACUACGUGGGCCUCAACGGCCUGGAGGUCUUCAGCUCGAGUGGGGAACCCCUUAAGCCUGCCCACAUCCACGCCGACCCGCCGGACAUCAACGUGCUGCCGGCCUACGGGAAGGACCCGCGCGUGGUCGCCAACCUGAUCGACGGAGUCAACCGCACGCAGGACGACAUGCACCUCUGGUUGGCUCCCUUCACCCCGGGGCGGAGCCAUGUCAUUUUUCUGGAGUUUGGCGCCCCCUGUCAGGUCGCCAUGAUCCGUGUGUGGAACUACAACAAGUCGCGCAUCCACUCCUUCAGAGGGGUGAAGGAGGUGGAGAUGGUGCUGGAUGGGAGGUGCAUCUUCAGGGGGGAGAUCGCCAAGGCUUCUGGAAACCUCUCUGGAGACCUCGACCAGUUUGGCGACACCAUUCUCUUCACCACCGACGAUGACAUCCUGGAGGCCAUGUCGCGCUACGACGAGACCUUCCAGGGCGAGGUGGAGGGCUCUGAGGGGCUGGACCACGAGGAGGAGCUCCAGAGGCCCCGCACGGCGGACGGAGAGGGGGAGGAACGGCCCUUCACGCAGGCGGGCUUCCGAGAGGAGGACCUGACUCUGAGCACCACAGGCAUGUUGAAGCUCCAGCUCAACCAGACUGUUUGCCAGUCUGAAGAGACCAUGGAGCAGAUUCCAGGAAUGUACUGUGGAAAGUGUCUUAGGCUGGAGCUCUGUGUGACGUGGGGAGACUCCCACUAUGUGGGCCUGACAGGGCUGGAGGUGGUGGGCCAGGAAGGGGAGAGCCUGCCUCUGAACCUGUCCAUGGUAGCAGCUUCCCCCCGCGACCUCAAUGACCUACCCAAUUAUGGACAGGACCUGCGCACCCUGGACAAACUCAUAGACGGCGACAACAUCACCGCUGACGACGAGCACAUGUGGCUGAUCCCCUUCUGUGCAGGAGAGCAGCACACCCUGACAGUGACCUUCCAACAGCCCCAGACGGUAGCUGGACUACGCCUCUGGAACUACAACAAGUCCCCCGAGGACUCCUACAGAGGGGUGAAGGUGAUCCACGUGUAUAUGGACGAUGUGGCAAUCUCUCCACCAGAGGGCUUCCUUAUCAGGAAGGGAACAGGGAACUGCCACUUCGACUUUGCCCAGGAGAUCCUCUUCUCGGACUUCCUGCAGCCUUGCAGCCCCGGCGGCCUGGACAGCAAGGCGGCCGAGGACUCUGCCUACCUACUCAGCAGGGGAGGGUGUAGAAGACAGGAGCAGGCCAGCAUGGACUAUGAAGCUCCCAUCAUGCCUUGUGGAUUCAUCUUCCAGCUGCAGCUGCUGACCAGCUGGGGGGACCCCUACUACAUCGGACUCAACGGCCUGGAGUUCUACGACCAGAACGACCAGAAGAUCCCCCUGAGUGACAACAACAUCGCUGCAUUCCCAGACAGUGUGAACGUGCUGGACAGUGUGAAGGGCGAUGUGAGGACUCCAGAUAAGCUGGUAGACGGUGUUAACAGCACCCACGAUGGCAGACACAUGUGGCUAGCACCAGUGCUGCCUGGACUGGUAAAUCGUGUGUAUGUCAUAUUUGAUCAGCCGGUCACUGUGUCCAUGAUCAAACUGUGGAACUACUCCAAGACACCCCAUAGAGGAGUGAAGGAGUUUGGGUUGCUAGUGGACGACCUCCUGGUGUAUAACGGUAUUUUGAACAGCGUCAGCCACGUGGCUCGGGGCAUUCUGCCCACCUGUGACCCGGUGGUGCCCUACCACACCAUCCUCUUCACCGACAACGCCCACAUCGCCCACCGCGAGAGGAACACUGUCAUCAGCGCUCGGGGUAGCCGCCACCUGAAACACAACUACGUGGAGGACCAGGAUGUGAAGAUGACCAAUGAAAAUCAAAUCGUCCAUCACAACAAGAAGAAGCAAACGGCCGAUCCAGCUCUUCGACCUAAAACCUGCAUGACGGACCCGGGCAAGCUGGGGAAAAGGAGGUACUGAGUCUGACAGACGGAGAGGCUGACUGUCUCGUAGAAUUGGAGCCAGAUACGCAUGGGAGAGAGGGAACAGAAGUGGAGAGAGGAAGGUUGACUGACCAACUCGGCUCAAAGUCACUCAGGGGCUUUUGUUGCCAAGCCCUGACUGAAAAAGUCCCUUCGCCAUGACACCACACCCUAGUGGAGUGUGUGUCCACCACAGCUGCUGUUCUAGAGGACAGGGCUUGUACAGAAGCACAAGGUUUAUAUGCACCCACAGGAUUGACCCUCCACUUUCUGGUUGGACCGGUCCCCAUCCUUCCUAUGUAGAUAACCACAUAUUCUUAUACAGGUCCUGUAUGCACUGUUAGUCCCUGUAGUGUUAAAGGUUCUCCACAGUGUCAGGGUCAACCUACAUGGCUGCUACUGGCCCUAUCCGUGCCUAGUCCUACUCUCUGGCUGCUCCCUGUGUGAUAUGGUACUGCUGUGUAUUUAUGCUGCUCAUGGUGUACAGCUGGUCAAGGGGAAAAAGAAGCCCAGGAGAUGUGCUUUGCUCACACAAUUUAUACAUUUAUAGUACGGAUAAAUAGGCUAAAGGGUUAUAUAUUUAAUGCCCCUGGCUUUACUUCAUUACUCCCCUAAGUGUGCAUCAACAAGUCUGAAUGCUAUGCAGUUAAAGUUAGUAUUUCACCUGUCUAUUAUAACUCAGUUGGGUUUUGUUGAGGCAAAUGAGGUUUUGACACUUGGGAGACCUUUUGUGUUGAGUUUAGAAGAGCAUCUCAGUUGGAUUCAUAAAUAUGAGUCAGGAAAUCUUCCAAGUUCAUAUUUUGACACACACUACACUUGAUCCUUCAAAAGCAAAAUACAGUAACUACAAUCGCUUCUUGGAUGUAUGUCUAUAUAUUUUUAAGUAAUGUAUUGGUCAAUGUUUUUGCUAACCUCUAGUAGAAAGACUAGUUUGAUAACUAAGUGACCUUUAUUAAAGCUGUUUGAUAUUGAAAGGUCUUUUUGACACACCCAGUGAUAAAAAUAAAAAAUCAAAUUUGUUAACAUAGGAAGUAAAGUUAUUACCUACACUGGCUGGUUUAGGUUUAAAGUCACAUAACAAUGUUACCUAACAGAAACAACAAAUAUGCAAAUAUUGACUAUAUACCUAAAAAAAAAAGUGAAUACAUUUAAAAAAAAAUGGAUGAAUACUCAUUAAAACAUUGUUCUACCUUAAAUGUUUGAAUAUAUUGCUGAUGUUGUAAAAGCUAUAAUCUAGUAGUAUUUUGUUGCAUGUACAGUAAAAGUAAUCCCUGAUGAGGCUAAACUUGUGUUUUAAAUCUGAUGCUUUGUUAGGCCACAAUAUAGGCUAUUAUCCUAUACACUGUAAUCUCUUAUAUAUAUCUAUAUAUGACAAAGGGAAUUACAUGGUUUUCAAAAUGCAGUUUUAUGUAUUUGAUUUAAGAGUCUGUAAAGGUGGGUUUAACAGUGCACCUCAGUCCUGCUUUGAGUGGUGGUAGCUAGUUCUGUAAACUGAAAAUAUAUACAUAAUUUUUUUUUAUCUUGUUAAUCAAGUAUAUAUUAUUUUAUGGUAAGUAUAUUUAAUUCAAUAAAAUGAUGUUUUUAAAAACGUU
Molecule: messenger RNA, 6797 nt
Organism: Osmerus eperlanus (European smelt)
Lineage: Eukaryota; Metazoa; Chordata; Actinopteri; Osmeriformes; Osmeridae
Product: katanin-interacting protein
Exons: 29
Coding region: 242-5203 (1653 amino acids)
Source: RefSeq, a predicted model, not a curated record